This is a messenger RNA of Alternaria infectoria, 987 nucleotides long. RefSeq lists its product as uncharacterized. The record is from RefSeq and is a predicted model, not a curated record. Bases 1 to 987 code for a protein of 328 amino acids. NCBI's taxonomy places the organism in Eukaryota, Fungi, Ascomycota, Dothideomycetes, Pleosporales, Pleosporaceae. The transcript has 2 exons.
AUGACGUUGUUCAGCGUGCGAAUAGAGAUGAAGCCCGGUGUCUUGAUGCCAAUUGGCCCGGUGAAGGGUCUGAAGUGCCCGAUAGCGAAUUGCCUGCCGCCAUCCGGACCGUACUACGACGAGUUCAUUCUCGAAAGUACCUUCGGCGAAGCCAUGUUCAACGUGUACGCCAACGGCGAGAUCCGCGUGUGUAUUAUCUGCUGGGGGCCCAAGCAUGAAGACAGCCACAAGAGGUGCAAGAGGAAGUGUCGAGUUUGCGGAACUUGUGACCAUCCGGGGCAGACAUGUGGUCAGAUAUAUGCGAGGAUGUCGUGGUGGAAGGCUCGCGGCCACAAGGUGGUCAAGACACAGCAUAUCCGCCCCGGUGUUGGCGAAUUCGUCUACCUAGUCAAAGCCGGACUCGUGCACAACUUCCGAAAGUUUACGGACGUUGUCAACGUAAACGAAGACCAUCCGCUCGUACGCGAGCUCUUCCGCACGACCUCGAUGCCACUAUAUACACCAGGAAGGACUGUCUGGCCCAAGUCAGGGAAGGGUCAAAAGCAGUCAAGGCCAAGCGUUGAAGGGCUUUCAAAUCCUGAGGGCAUUGUUUCGCAUGUGCCGGAAGAUGUGCAGGAAGCGCAAAAGCCGGUAUACAGCUCCAAGCCCAGCAACAGGGGCCCCAACCACAGCGUGGAUUCCAGUCGUGAUCCUAGGCUUAUGACUCGACGCGUGGUAGAUGAAGAGGAUGGGGUACUUGGUGGUGAAAUUGCACCGAUUGUCGAUCAGCCAGUGACACAUAACUCUGGCGGUGGCGAUAUUGCAGCGAGCGCCUCUGAACAAGACACAUCGCACCAGUCUGAGCGGAACCGCUUCCUGGAGGCAGAGAACAGGCGCCUAGUUGAAGAACUUCGGCAAGCUCGCAUUGAGUUGGUUGCAAAAGACGCUCGCAUUGCUGAGUUGACGGGUGACGGCGUUCCAACGGGCACAAAGCGUCCCAGGACCUGA